This is a messenger RNA of Planococcus citri (citrus mealybug), 13396 nucleotides long. RefSeq names its product mucin-3B-like. NCBI's taxonomy places the organism in Eukaryota, Metazoa, Arthropoda, Insecta, Hemiptera, Pseudococcidae. The record is from RefSeq and is a predicted model, not a curated record. The transcript has 4 exons. Bases 1869 to 13241 code for a protein of 3790 amino acids.
AUUACACAACCGCGUGAUAAUGAAGUACUUGUAAUCAUAUCACUCAGAUGCACUGGAGUGCAGGCGUAACGAGGACGUUGAUUUUAUACUUUUUAUUUUUCCAUCAAAAUCAAAGUGAUUGUUAAAUGGGUAGAUUUUGUAAUUUUGUAUGCAUUUUGAGAUUUUUCAUUCCUCUUUUUGAGAUUUAAGUAGCAAAACGAGUCAAUUUAAGAGCAUCUUCGAAACCCUUACUAUAAGUACAUACUCGUAGAUAUAAAAACCCAAAAAUUGAAGUGGAAAUAACGUAUAGCUGUACGAACUAUAUGUAUAAAAUGAUAAAUUUUCGAGAAAAAAAGCACUCACUUAUGUCUAUGAUUUCCAUGUGUGAAUUCAGUACACCGGUGUUGAAAACUUGAGAGCGUGUAAAACACAACUUCUUGAUGAACUGAACACAGAUAAACAAGUACCUACCUAUCUGCGACAGCGUGAUAUUUACAAAUUAAACUUCUUCAUAUAUAAAUAAUUACUUGCCAUUCUCGUACAAGGUUGACAUAACGAAGUCAAAAUUUAUCUUUCGGUGUUCGGAGCUUUAACCUUAUUACUCGUAAAUAUUUCCUAUUGUUUUUGAAGGUAACAUCGUCGCUGGAUAGCUACGAGUACGAUCUCAUUGCUAUAACUUGGUGUAUUUUCGCCCUGGGAUAUUUGAGCAUAAAAACUCAUCGUACUACAAUACAUAAUUAGUAUAGGUAUCCAAUAUCUAAUUUAAAUUCGUUUCAAAAAAUUUGAGAAGCUGGUUAUUUCUGUUCCAAAUUAUUGUCGCAGCGAUUUUAUUGCAAUAUCUUUUGAAAUUCUUAAAGCUCGAAUUUCGUAGCACAGAUUUUAAACACAGAAUCGAGACAUACAGCAAACAAAUGCGAAUAGACUGUCAUUUUUUAGUUGAUUUAAUAUUUGUUAUUAAAACAGCUGUGAUACAUUCGACUAAUUAUAUGGCAGUACAUUUCGAUGUGCAGUUGCUAUGAUAUGUAACCUAGCAAAUCGUCGAUGAACUGAAUCGCUUAAUCGCGUGAAUUUGCAUAUUUUAUUGUACGAAUGAUUGAAAAAUAAGCACUUAUGCGAAUGAAUUUGAUUUUAUAUUCGACAAAUGGCAAUGUUUGUGAUUCCAAAGAGUGAUAGGUUGCAGUAUUCAGGACAGAGGAAUGAGUGAUUGGUUUGGGAAUAUUUUUGAGACCAAGAUUCUCAACGUUUUUUAAAAACAAAUAGGUCUAUCUAAGCACUCAUCACUUUUAUACUUAUAUUGUUAUUCGAUGAAUUUAUGUAUGUUGAAAAAAAUGACGAAAUGAAGGGGAGAAACAUUGCAGCCAUUUUUUUCGCUGUUGAAUUCGUUGUUCAAUUUUACGUUCGGAUUUAUUUUCACUACGUAUUGAGUUUACUAUUAAAAAAAAAAAAAAAAAUAUGAAAACCAAGCCCACACUAAGUAAACUUUUGGCGAUUACGUGGGUAAGUGGAAGUAUCUUUCAUUCAAUACUAAUUGACGAAAUCGUUCCAACGUAAUUACAAAAUGUUGAACUUUCUUUGCGUCAUACAUCAUACGCAUUUGUUCAAUAUUUUCGAAUAUAUUUGCUCUCUAGGUGCAUCAUUUGGGAAGAUGAACGUAAUUCAAUUUGUGCAAAAAUUUAACCACCAUUCUAAUCCCACUCUAGGUCACAAAAAUGUGUUUUGACGUCCUAUGACAUCAACUUGCAAUGUGUAUUGAUUCAAGUGUACUAUAAAUGCGGACCAAAAAAAUUGAUAAUGGUUUGGAUGCUAGCUAGCAUUUCAUUAGGUACCUGCAUUGCGCCUUGUGGUGGAUAAUUGUGUAGCCUGUACUCGUACAAUCGAAGUACAAAAUUAUGGAAAAAACCAUUCGUGGUUUUUUUUGUAAGAUGAAAAUUUCGCGUCUUUUGUUCUACGUAUUCGUUUUGUUUUCUGUGCUGAACGUGAAGAGCGUGCAGAACGAAGAACUAGAAGAUAUACAAUCAUGGGCUGGAUUCCAAGGCUUAAACGUGCUCUCAGUAGGUGCUGUUGCCAAUGACUGCAAAAAAAUAUUUGAUUCAUGCCGAGCUGAUUGUCAGAAAGUAAUCGAUGACUUGACGAAAGUAGUUGAAACUGCUGAAGAUGCCUCCGUUGUGCCUCCAAAAUUAUGGGAAGCAUUGGGACGUAUCACCGAUAUUUUGCAGAACGCUCCUAAAAGCGUGAGGUUCCAUUUUUCUGAACUUGGUGAUCAUUUUUUGAAAAAAUUGAGCAGCGCAAUCAGCGCAGCAAAAUCCAAAAACUCGGAUAAACUUCAAGAUCUACAAAACAUUUACAAUUCGGGAGUCGAUGCAACAAACGAAUCCGUACUGGAGCUGGAAAAGUCAUUUAGCGUUAAUUACAACCCUAAUUCAAUUAUGCAACAAAGCGUGCCCGAAUCACUGAAUCAAGCUUCUUACUCUCAAAGUGUGGCACUUUAUGAACUCAAACAUUUAUCAACCGCAGUUACAGAAGAAAUUGACAGCAUCGAGAAAGCUGCUCUUCAAUUAUUGAACAGAAUUUACAAAGGAAUCACCCUGACCAAGGAAGUCUCCCUCUCUAUGAAGAAAAGCGGCACCUAUCCGACAAAAUAUGACGAGCAGUAUAUCAAAUACAACUUGCAAAAUUGCGGCUUCCUGGCUAAAGCUAUGAAUCCUGGCAGUACACCAACCAGCCCUGUCUCUGAACCAGUUUCCACUACUCCAAACCAACCAGAUACCGAUUCAGAACCAGUUAUUCCAUCUCUGAGUGCUGAUACACCCGGUGGAGAUGAAUCCGGUUGUGGUGAAAUUUUCCGUAAAAGCGAGAAGAAAAUUAUGCAACAACUGAUACUCACUAUCAAGGAGAUAAAAUCCAUCGAUGACAAAAAAGAAAUCGAUUCGAGGAUGUUCCAAGUUUUCAAGAAUUAUAGCCUUAUUCUUACUAAUUUGAAUAAGAAAGUCAUCACCAGUGUGAUCACAGUUGUCAAUCAAUUCUUUCAACUUUACAAUAUUGUGUUAUCCAUUUUGGAUAAAAUCAAUCCCGAUAUGAAAUCUAAAGCGGAGGAUUUGUUAUAUAUGCAAGAUAUUGACACUACAGAUGCCUAUUAUGCAGAUAUCAACAAAUACAUCGUCGAAGAUUAUUUAUCAUCUGCAAAAAUGAAUGAAUUGCUUCAACGAAUUGAUAACCAUGUAAAAUCGAUGAAAAGUUUGAAAGAAAUUAAAACGGGUAUUACGCAAGAACUUAGUGUUAUCACUAACGAAGUAGGCAUUGAUUUGCAAACCAUGAAAAGCACCAUUCUGUAUGUGUUUGAAGAACUCAAAAAAGGAGUGAAAGCUUUGCAAAACUUGAAAAAUAAGAGCAACAGAACUGGUUUCCGAUAUUAUUUGAAUUUCUAUAGAGGUAAAGCUGACCUGGCUCAACUUAAAAAGCUCAUUUGUACCAUCAAUAGUCUGAAGAUCGAACUUCUUCUGGAAAGACAGCUGUUCACUGACGAUGAAGAAUUGGAAGCUUUUAAAGCUGCUACUAGUGACGUUCAAAAUGAAAUUGAUCAAAAAAAUCAAAAACUUUUGGAAGAAUUGAGUAGCAUGAAUGAUUUCAACUUCGUUCAAGGAUUUGUUUCAAAAAGUGUCUUGGAUUACAACAUGUGCCUUGAAAGUUACACAAUUCAAAGCAGAACCAUUCUGAAAACAGUAAUAACAAAAUAUGUGACCAUAUUUGAAGAAUUGAUAAUUAUCAUUAAACGCCGGAAAAUCAAGAAUUCCAAAACUAUCGAAGACUUGUAUCUUAAUGAAAGCUCUUCUUCGAGUAACCAAGAUGAAGUUGUUUCAAAAUAUUUGCUCGAAAAAACUGAUAUCGAUAUUGAAAAGCUUUGCUCAACUUUGAACCAAGAAAUAAGCACUCAAAAUAAAGAAACUGUCACUCGAGAAAUACAAGAUAUAACCACAGUCACUCAUUCUGAAGUUAAUAAGAUAAACCAAACAGUUCUGAAGAUGAUCAACACAAUGUCAACAGAAAUUCAAAAUUUAAAAGCUAUAAAAGAUGAAGCCAGCCAAAAGAUUGAUUAUGAAAUAAGCGACGAAAAGUUGAAAUGUAUUUCAAAUAUCAUACAAAUAAUUGAUUCUCUGCACAUAAAAAGCAACAAGGAUGAGAUUCAAAGUUUGAGCAUUUAUUUUGAAAGAGUCAAAGAAAAGAUCCAGAUAGCUACUCAAAAUUUCGAAACUCAAACAUCCGAGUGUACAGAAAUGCAACAAUUCAAAAGCCAAGUUGAGACAUUGAAAACAUCCAUAUUUGAAGCACUUACCAAAGCAUCACUGGCAAUCAAAGAAAAAAUCCGCCGGGUUCUUUUUGAGUACAAUGAAAAGCUAUACAUUUUACAACAAAAGACAACUUGCUACCAAUUAGAUAAUUUCCAUGGUCAAGACAGCAGUUUCACAUUGAAUGAUAAUACUAGAAAAUAUGUUACUGGCUAUUACACAUCUGAGGAAAUUUUCACUACUUUGGAUACCAUUAUGAAUUCUUCCACUAGCUCUGAUAUUAGUCAGUUGAAAACUGACAUGUAUUCAAAACUUGAUGAAACCAAUCAAAGCAUUGAAUCUGAACUUGAGAAAAUUCACGACGAUUUGAAUGUUUUUGUUGAGAAGUUUUCUCAAGGCAUGCAAGUGUUAUCAAACAUUGAAACAAAAUUCCAAAAACAAACUGAUGAAACGGAGACCAUCGAUGAAACUGAGCUUACUGCAUUGAAAGAAGUUGAUGGGAUGGUAAAUGUCAUUGGUAAAUAUGUGAAUGUGAAUGCUGAAAAUUCACAGCGAGAAUUGAGAGCUCAAAUUGACAAUGCUAGGCUGCAGAUUUCAAGAAAGUUUGAACAAGUUUCUCAAACAUUGACAUCAAUGCAGGAUUCUACACAGAUGGAAAGCAUUAUAACAGAAUCGAUCAUUAGCUCUGAAACUAUAUUCAAUGAACUGAAAAAUAACACCAGAUGUGAACUUACACGAAGUGUGGAAGAAUUCCUAAACUCGUAUCAAAAAACUAUUACCACAUUACACUCCCAAGUUACUAGUAGUCAAACUACAAUUUUACAGGAUAUAAAUAAAGGUGAUUGCAAAACAGUUGAUGAUGAUUUCCAAAAAUUUAUGCAAAUGAUGCUUCAACAAGACUAUCAAUCACUAACAACUGUGUCAAAUACUUUCGAGUACAUGAAGAAGUACAAUUUUGUUGAUUCUCAAAAUUUGAAAGAAAAGUGCUCUCAAGUAUUUCAGUCCUUGUCAAAUAAAAUGAAUAUGGAAAUUGAUAAUCUUAGUCAUGUUGGUAAAUAUGUCCUUGAAAAUGUGCAAAAGGCAAAUAAUGUCUUGAUCAAGCUGGAAAAUUGUGAAAACAAACAAAAUAUUAAUGUAUCAUUAACAGAAGAAGAGAUCCGAGAAUUCCGCGUAGCUAGAUCAGUUAAUGAAUUGUGGAAGUACAGUUAUCAAGAUACCAGCAUAAGUUCUAUUGGUACAACAAUCACCAGUGCUAGAUCUGAGAUUGAUUUGGAGUAUAGAAAAAUUCAAACAAAAUUAGAAACUUCAACUGACCAAAGUGUCAUUCAAACUGAGAUCGAAUCUAGCAUUCAAAAUAUCCAAAAUAUAUUCCAAACUACUCAAACCCAUGUCAAUGAAAUUAUAAAACAAAACGUUGAGUCAUUUUAUACAUCUAUGACUAGUCAAAUUAAUGAGUUCCAAUCAUCUUGUAGCUCUUCUUUGAAUACAGCAUUGCUAUCAGUUAUUAGUGGUAGAAGUGUUUCUUCAACAGAGCAACAAAGUUCCAGUACUAAUAUUGAUUUCAACAGCUUCACUAGUUCAGUGAACGUGAAACAAAUUUACAGUGAAGUUAAUACAAAACAGACUGAAAGUUCUAGCCACACCAUAGAAAACUUCAAGCAAGUGAUAAAUGAGAAAUUCAGCAAAGUUGAACAAACUUCAGCUUAUGUUGUAGAAAAUGUGCAAAAAGGAUACGGUAUCAUAGAAGAAAUCAAAAGUUCUCUCCAACUAGACUUGAAUUAUCAGCUGACUCAGUACCAGGAAGAACAAUUAAGGCAGUGUGUAUCAGUCUCUCAUAAAGUGGGAAAUUUGAAAGUUGAUACCAAGACUGCUCAGACAACAAUCACUAAUGGUAUAACUUCUGUUAAAAAUCAAAUUAGUGAAGAGUUCACAAAAAUCAAUGAAUCUGUAUCUACUCUUACUGAUGAAAAAUCUAUUCAAGAGACAGUUUCAAAAGGAGUCAACAAAUUUGAACAACUGUUUACUCAAGCUAAAGAUACGGUUAAAGAGCAGCUAUCAUUGGCAUCAUCUGGCUUUUACUCAUCUUACAUGAAAUCAAUUACAAGUUUUGAAAGCCAUAGCUCCAGCCAACUUUGCAAAACAUUGAGAGAUAUUGAAAAUUAUGAAACUUCAUAUAAGUUGAAUAGUGACCAAUACUACAUGGAUACAGUUUCAUACUUUAAUAGCAAAAGUUUCAAGUCAUGUUUAUCAAUUAAAAACUGGUUCACUGAUAUUCAAUCCACAACAUCAAUAGAGACAUUUUCUACUACAAAUGAAAAAAGUACCAAAGAACUGAGUAGUCUGAAUGAUAAAAUCACUAGCUCUUUUGAAAAAAUGGAAACUAGUUCAACUUAUGUUCUUGAAUCUAUUUCAAAAAGCUCUGAAAUGUUGACACAAAUUGAAGAGUCCGUGAAGCAAGAUGCCACUUAUCAGCUCACUGAAGAUCAAGUCAUUGAAAUACAGAAAUGCAUCAGUAUUUACAAAUCCAUUCAAACAGUCACUACAACUUCUACUUUCACUACUCAAGAAUCCAUUCAAACCAGCAUUAAUGAAGUUAAGAAUAAAAUGAACUCUGCAUACUCGGAAAUAAAUCAGUCGAUUUCUUCCUGUACUGAUGAUAGUUCCAUUACAGAAAUUACUUCUAAAGGAGUGCAGAAAUUUGAGCAAAUAUUUUCUCAAGCUAAGGAAACUGUUAAAGAAGAGCUCUUCCAAUCGUUGAGUAGUUUCCACACUUCAUUUACCCAGAUUUCUACUGAUGCUCAUGCAGAAUUCAAUGAAAUUAGCUCUACUUUACAAAGUAUCAAAAGCAGCUCAAGCACUUAUAAAUCUGAUGAGCAAUGUUAUCAAGAAACAUUGUCAUAUUUCAGCAGUGAAUCUUUCAAAUCCUGUGUAACUGUCAAAAAUUGGUUCAAUGAGAUCAGUUCUAGUAGUUCUACAUCUACAUCCAACAAUGUGAAAGAAAAAUCUAUUCAGGAAUUCAACAGUUUGAAUGAAAAAGUGACCAAUUCUUUAGAUAAAUUAGAAACCAGUUCAUCAUUCAUUCUUCAAACAAUUGAGAGUAGCACUCAGAUUUUCAAACAAAUUGAAACUUCCAUGAUACAAGGUAAUACCUAUCAACUGAGUCAAGAGCAAACUACUCAAUUGCAAAAAUGCAUGAGUGUUUAUCAAAGUGUUCAGAAUACUGUUACCUCAACAUCAACACUUAUUGCUCAACAAACAAUUCAAAGUGAUAUUACCAAUGCUAAAGAAGAAAUCACCAGUGCCUAUUCGCAAAUUUCUCAGUCCAUUUCAUCAGCAUCAGAUGAUCAUUCUAUCAGACAAGUAGAGACUAUAGGGGUGGACAAAUAUGAGAAUAUAUUUUCUCAUGCUACUGAAACAGUAAAAGAGCAGCUUUCUCAGAAAUCAUCUGAUUUUAAUUCAAUGUUUACACAGCUGUCAACUGAUAUGCAGCAAGAAAAUUUACAAACAGUGGUUACUAGUGAAAAUCAUAGUCAGACAGAAAACGACUUCAUGCUCUCAUGCUUCAAUGAUGUGUUCAAGUCAUCUACUGUUAUUAAAAAUUGGUAUUCAGAAAUUAAGAAAAGCACCCAAGAAUCUGAAUGGUCUAUAUUGAGUGGUGGUCUAAGUGGAAAAGUUUCGAGUGAUUUUAGUACCUUGAAUGAAAGGGUCACAAAGUCCAUUGAUUCGAUGCAAGAAAGUUCAACUUAUGUUCUAGACACCAUGAAAAAAGGUUUUGAAUCAAUUAAACAAGUUAAAGAAAGCAUGAUGCAAGAUACAAGCUAUAAGUUAACUCAAGAACAAGUUACACUUUUCCAGAAAUGUGUAACCAUUAACCAAACUAUUCAAACAGUGAUGACAACCACCACUACUACAGUUACCACUGAAGCCAAACAGACCAUGGAAUCUGAUAUUAGUAAUGGGAAGAGUCUUAUCAGCAAUGAAUUCAAUAAAGUAUCUGAUACCAUAAGAUCACUAUCUGAUGAAAACAGUAUUAAUGAAGCAGCAACUAAAGGUGUUCACAAUAUGGACCAAUUCUUAUCUCAAACCAAAGAAAAGGUUGGAUCUGUUUUAUCAGAUUCAUCAUCUACUUUUUAUAAUACCUACCAAAGAGUAACUUCCAUGCUUGAGAAACAAGAAAAUAAUGAAGUGAAACAGGUUCUAUCAGAUAUUACAAAGAAUGAAAGUUCAACUCAAUAUCAAAAUGAUCAAUCGUUCUCAAGUAUGAUUUCUUAUUUCACUGACAGCAGUUUUACAUCAAGCUGCACAAUUCAGAACUGGUAUAAUGAAAUCAAGUCCACUUCUUCAACAUCAACUAGUGAGUCUUCAAGUGUUAGUGAAAACACCAUCAAUACAUUGAGCACAGUAAAUGAGAAAGUUACAAAAUCAAUCGAUUCUAUGCAGGAAAAUUCAUCUUCCAUCAUUGAUACCAUUGAAAAGGGCUCUGAAAUUCUCAAGCAAAUUGAAGAAUCAACUACUAAGAAUAGCACCUAUAAGUUGAGUCAAGAGCAAGUCACAUAUCUUCAUAAAUGCAUUACCAUACAUCAAACAUUCUCUUCCACUGUAUAUACUAAAACCAAAAAGUCAGUGGAAUCUGAUAUUAGCAGCGGAAAGAAUCUUAUUAACACUGAAUUCAAUAAAGCUUCUGAAACCAUAAGAUCACUAACUGAUGAAAAUAGUAUCAAUGAAGCUGCAACUAAUAGCAUCAAUAAUAUGGACCAAGUAUUUUCUCAAACAAAAGAGAAAGUCAAGUCUGUUCUAUCUGAUUCAUCCUCCUCUUUUUACAAUACCUAUCAAAAAGUAACUGCUUCAUUUGAAAAACAAGAAAAUUCUGAAAUAAAACAAGUUUUAUCAGAUAUUACAAAGAAUGAAAGUUCAACUCAAUAUCAAAAUGAUCAAUCAUUCUCAAGUAUGAUUUCUUAUUUCACUGACAGCAGUUUCCAAUCAAGUUGCACAAUUCAGAACUGGUAUAAUGAAAUCAAGUCUACUUCUUCAACAUCAACUAGCGAGUCUUCAAGUCUUAGUGAAAGCACCAUCAAUAAAUUGAGCACAGUAAAUGAGAAAGUUACAAAAUCAAUUGAUUCCAUGCAGGAAAAUUCGUCUUCUGUCAUUGAUACCAUUGAAAAGGGCUCACAAAUUCUCAAGCAAAUUGAAGAAUCUACUACCAAGAGUACCACUUACCAGUUGAGUCAAGAUCAAGUCACAUAUCUUCAUAAAUGUAUGACUAUCUAUCAAACAAUCCAAUCUAUUACAACUAUCACAACUUCUACUACAGUAGCUACUGUAAAACAAACCAUUUCAUCUGAUAUUAAGAAUGUCAAAAGUAAGAUUGUCGACCAAUUCUCCAAAGUUUCUGAAUCUUUGAAGUCUCUCAGCGAUGAAAAAAGUAUCAAGCAAGUAGUUGAUGAUAAUGUCAGUCAAGUUGACCAAUGUUACAAUGAAACCAAACAGAAAGUGCAAACUGAAUUGAAUGAAGCAUCGUCAGAUUUCUUCAAUAAUUAUCAACAGAUUUCAUCAACUUUGGAUACACAAGACUCCAGUGUAUUACAAGAUGUUGUUUCUGGUAAAAAUACUUACCAAUGCAAUUCUGAUGAAACAUACUCAAAAAUGAUUUCAUAUUUGAACAGCGAUACCUUCAAGUCGAGCACCUCAUUACAAAGUUGGUAUGAAGAAAUUCAUACAAGUUCCACAACAAAUCAGUCAAGCAUAAGUGAAUGCACCAUUAAUGAGAUGAAUACAUUGAACAAUCGUGUUACCAAAUCAAUUGAUUCUAUGGAAGAAUGUUCAAAUUAUGUUUUAGAAACUAUAGACAAAGGAUCUCAAGUUAUUAAAGAGAUUCAACAAUCAUCCAAAGAGAAUACCAGUUACCAUUUAACUGAGAACCAAAUCACAGUGUUGCAAAAAAGUAUCAGCAUUCACCAAAUUAUUCAUUCAGUCACAAUAAACUCCAGUAAAUCCGUCAGUGUGGACACUGCUGCGCAGUCUAACAAAUCCACCUCAGUUUCCACAGCUGAGCAACAGAUUACUUCUGAAGUUGGUAACGUUAAGAACCAAAUCAAUGAAGAGUGCACGAAAACAGCUGAAUCAAUACGAUCCCUUUCAGAUGAAACCAGCAUUAAAAAGGCUGUUGAUAAUAAUGUGUCCAAAGUAGACCAAUAUUAUGGAGAAGUCCAGAGUAAAGUACAAACCCAACUGACUGAAACUUCUACCAACUUCUUCAAUAAUCUUCAGUCUUUCUCAUCCACAUUAAAUUCUCAAAGUAAAUCUGAAACUAAUACGGUGAUUCAAGAAAUUUUGGAAGGUAAAAAUAGCUACCAGGUGAAUAGUGAUCAAUCAUUUGACAAUGUUGUAAUUUAUCUGAAGAGUGAUUCAUUUAAAUCGAGUAAUACGGUUCAAAAUCUAUUCCAAACUAUUCAAUCAGAUAAAUCCACAUCCGUAUCUUCAAAUAUCAGUGAACAAGCUAUCAACAAUUUGAACACUCUCAACACCAGUGUCACCAAAUCGGUCGAUUCAAUGGAAAAUAAUUCAAAAUAUAUUUUGAACACUAUAAAAGAAGGAUCUGAAGUCAUUCAGAGAAUUGAAGAAAGCACCAAGCAAGAUUCCAACUAUAAGGUUACUCAAGACCAAAUUAUCAUCUUGCAAAAAUGUAUCACCAUCUAUCAAACUAUUCAGACAAUCACAACUACCACUACCACCACUACUACUACUACCACAUCCAACGAUAAGAAAGCCAAGACAGAUGAAAACAAUGUUAUCCAAAAUAACGACACUUCUCAAAGUUCAGUGGUAUCCAAUGUUGGCAGAUCAAUUGCAGAUGUUUUUGGUAUGGGUAGUGAAAGUAAUAAUGAAAAAACAGACAGUUCAAACAAAGCAGAGUCCAAUGUGACUAAAAAUCAGUCCUCAGCUGAUGUUGUGGAAGUCGCUAAUGAAAAUGACCAGGAUAUGUGUAGCUCUACUUCAAUAUCCAAUACAGAACAGAAAAUCACAACCAAUGUGAGCAAUGCUAAGAGCCAAAUCAGUGAAGAAUUUACCAAAACCACACAAUCCCUGAGUUCCAUGACUGAUGAAACCAGCAUCAAACAUGCUGUAGAAGAAAAUGUCCAAAACACCAGCAAGUACUACAGUGAAGCUAAAAAAGAAGUUCAAACUCAGCUCAAUCAUACAACUUCUAGUUUCUUCAAUUCUUGUCAAAAACUAGAUAGUCAAUCAAAUUCCGCCUUACAUGAAAUAAUAAAUGAGAAAACCACCUACCAAGCUGAUGAUGAUGAGAACUACAAACAAGUUCUCACAUAUUUGAACAGUGAUUCAUUCAAAUCAAGCACUGAUGUCGAUACUUGGUAUAAUGAAAUACAUUCCAAUACUAGUUCCUCAGAUUUGAGUAAACAAUCUGUAGAUGAGCUUGGCAGUCUCAACACUCGUGUAACUGAAUCUGUGGAUACAAUGGAAAAUCAUUCGAAAUAUAUUCUGAACACGAUGAAGCAAGGCUCUGAAAUCUUGAAACAUGUGGAAGAAUCAUCUAAGCAGAAUACAAACUAUGAACUGUCUCAAGAGCAGAUAAUUGUGUUGAAAAAAUGUAUUACUAUUUACCAAGUUAUCAAAACAGUCACUACUACAACCACUACUGUGACAAAUACAGUCUCGGUGAAAAAUAAUUCUGUUUCAAAUCAUUCUACUGCAUCUGACGAUGAAUAUGAGUAUGACAUCGAGGUGAAAAAAAAUACUAAAGAAGUGGUCCAAGUUGAAGAAACUACACAAGAAGAUAAGAUAGCAGAUGAGAAAAGUGCGAAACUUGACUCUUUGAAAACUGCUGCCUCAAAUGUUGAGCAGAAAAAUGAUAAAUCUUCUGAUUCUGUAUCAAAUGAUUCAGCAACUCAUGAAACUAAUAAUGAAACAAAAUCGCUGGAUACACAUGUGACCAAUGCCGACACAAAUGCCACUGCAUCUGCAUCGACUAAUGUUGAAAUGUCAUCUUCAUCUAAUUCAGUAUCCAACGAUGUGGUAAAAGAUGCGGCACAAAAAUCGGAAAGCAGUGCUUCCUCUUCUCUAAAUACUCAAUCAAAUGCAUCAUCUAGUGCUAGUCAAAAAGAUGCCACACUCUCAAAUUCCAGUACCACUGAAAAUCAAGAUGUUAAAAAAAAUGAGGCCAAAAAGUCGUCCAAGUCCAGUAAAGUUGACCAAUUGAAGAAAUUCACCCAAGAAAGUACAACUUCCAAAACAUCCUUAACAACUCUCAUGGUAAAUUGGACAGUUACGAAAUCAACCACUGUCGGAGUUCCCAACACUUGCGAAUCGAUAUCUUGGGAUAAGUUCAUAAAUCACGAUGAAGACGACAGCACUAUAAAAGAAAUUGCAGAUUUGCUGGCUGUAGGCAGAUCCGUCAUCGAAGAUUCCAUCGAAUUGAAAAAAGAAAAAUUGCCUCUGUACAGGGAUAUCGAUGAAAUCGAAGGUCUAGUCGUUCAUUGCAUCGAAAUCGUAGAUGAAGUUUUACUACAGUUAUCAGAAGUAGUUGGUCAGGAUGUACAAGUCCUGAAAGAUUUGUUCUCUGAAAACAUAAGUAAAAAUGUAGGCCCCGAAGCUACCAAAAUUCUAGGCGAUAAAACAUCCACGUUAGAUAAAGAAUUAUUAUCGGCAGCAUCCACCUUUUUCUCAAUGAAAGGCAGUAAGAAAACAGAUUUAUUGAAUCAGAUUUAUAAGCAGUUUAAUAAUGUACAGAUUAAUGACGAAAAGCAAGCUAGGGACAUUGCUGCCCAGAAAUUUGAUAAAUUGCAAUCGAUCAUGAAAACAGUUCUUGAUAAUAUCGACUGCUUGGUUUUACGUGUCGUUGAUACGAUUGAAAAUGCUAAGCAUUUCUCUAGUUGUUUAAAAGAUGGUGAUAAUUCCUAUAUUUCUGUGAAAAAUGGUCAAGUUUUAUGCGAUACUUUGAAAAUACCAUCUAGCCCGUAAAAAGAGUUUUUCACAAUGUUUCCUAACGUUAGUUACCUACCUGUUACCUUUAAUUUAUUAUUCAAAUCGUUGUUAUUUAUCGCUUUCCAUUUUAAAUAAAUUAUUAAUUUGCAAAUGUAACAAUUUUUGUAAAUAAAUUUUUUUAUUUUUUUUUA